AUGGAGCAGGUCGGCCGCCGCCGAGCCUUCGGCAGCAUCUGCCCCAACACGGUCCAGGGCGCGCCCGCCCGCCUAGCCAAGAAGCCGGCCCGGCCCGGCGGGGACACGGCGUGUAUGCCUCCGGCCGCCCGGAGCCCCCGGGCUCCCCCGCCCCGUGCCCGCCGCAGCGGCGCCUCGCCGGCCCCCGCCGCUCCCGCCCUCGAAGUGUCAGCUUUAGUGCCACCACCACUGGAUUGUACUGCCUAUGAUUUCCCACUCGAUGAGGAGGUGGCUUUUGGGCCCUGCACCCCACAGCUGCAGAGUAGCCUGUUGGUGCAGGUGCCCCCACAGCACCUGUCUUCUCCUGAGCUGUGCUGGAGGGACCUGGCAGACCAGCACCAGAAAGCGUUGGGAGAUGCCCUGGAAGCAAACAGCCAGCUGCAGGAGACCCUCACACAGAGGCAGGAAGAGCUGGUGACACUGCGGGAGAGCAACGUGCAGCUGAAGGAGCUGGCAAGUCAGGCCAGGCAGCUGGCCGCUGUCCUUGACUGCGGGGUGGAGCAGGGCAGUGGGGUGUCAGCGUGGUACGGCUCGGGGCAGUGCGGUGAGGUGUGGGAUGGAGCAGCAGAGCACAGUGUGCUGCGGAACAGGACUGGCCUGUGCGGUGCAGAUCGCGGAACUCGCGCUUCCUCUCGCCAGCAGACGCUGAUGCUCCCGCAAAGCGCCGACGGGACAGCCCUUCCUCCUCCUCCUCUUCAUCCUUUACCUCCUUCUCCCGCCUCCGCUGCCCCGGCCGGGACCGGCCUGGAGGAUGCGGAGUGCGUGGACGCCAUGCUGCGGGCCGUGUCGGAGAAGUGCCGCGCCGCCCUGCGCAGCCUGGGGAGCAGCGAGGGAGACGUGUCGGGGGACAGCCUCGGCGGCAGCCCGGGACACAGCCCGGGAGGCAGCCCCACAGCCAAGCGCCCGCGGCCGGGCCCGCGUCUGCACGGCGCCUUCCGCGGGCUGCGCACGGGCCGCGCCGCGCCGCGCCCGGUCGGCGGGGAGCUGGAGGGGGGCUGCAGCCUGCGGGCGGCGCUGGGGGAGGAGGGCUCCAUACGCACCCUGGCAUUCCCGCAGGGAAACGCCUUCACUCUCCGCACCGCGGCCGGCGGGCACCGCUUCCGAUGGGUGCCGCGCUGA
Molecule: messenger RNA, 1158 nt
Organism: Hirundo rustica (Barn swallow)
Lineage: Eukaryota; Metazoa; Chordata; Aves; Passeriformes; Hirundinidae
Gene: MCIDAS
Product: multiciliate differentiation and DNA synthesis associated cell cycle protein
Exons: 4
Coding region: 1-1158 (385 amino acids)
Biological process (GO): negative regulation of cell cycle; negative regulation of DNA replication
Cellular component (GO): nucleus
Source: RefSeq, a predicted model, not a curated record